Hyla sarda is the source of this 3669-nucleotide messenger RNA. It is a transcript of the gene CCDC7, whose product is annotated as coiled-coil domain containing 7. The transcript has 27 exons. Lineage: Eukaryota; Metazoa; Chordata; Amphibia; Anura; Hylidae. The coding region runs from base 649 to 3534 and encodes 961 amino acids. The record is from RefSeq and is a predicted model, not a curated record.
GUUAGAUGUUUCACCAGAUCGACAGUAGUUCUGUGGUUUAUCCUGGGUUCUAAUAUAACAUUAGACUGGAAAAGACCUGAGCUUAACAAAAAGGGUCUGUAAUUAUUCCACAAAGAAAUCUAAAUUUGUUGCUUUCAGUAAGGCUAAGUUCACAUGGCAAUUGUGCUCUGACCCGUUCAGUGUCUAUGCACAACUGGCGCUGUCAUGUGAUAUUGACUUGAAUGGGAUCCGUUGGAUGUCUGGUAUUUUACAGGAAUUGAGUGAAGAAGAAAAUAGGACGUGCAGUAUUUGUAUCUUUGCUCACCCCCCGUCCUUCCGAUGGACUCAGUGACUGAGCUCCAUUUAGCGAAGUAGUGUAAUCAAGUCCUAACUAUAGGGUACAGCAAGCGUGCUUGACCAGCGCUUGACACAUUCUAGAGUUGGGGAUACCUCCUUAUAUAGUUACGUAUAGUUGGAAGACAACCCAUACAAUUUUCGGCUUCUCGACCAUCACCAGUGGCCACCACCACACGAGGAUUCAUAUGGAUCAUGUUUUUUUGUUUUUUUUGUGAAUAAAGGUCAAUGGCAAAAGGAUAGGCAUCCUGCCAGCUAUAUUUACUGCUCAGGGCUGUAGACACUGUUGGAUAGCUGUGAGGCUCAGUUACAAUCAUGAAUACUACCGCAAAUGUCAAAGCCCUGCACACAUUAAGGCAGAACCCAUCAUUUACUACAAGGAAAAGAGCACAUCUCAUCCCCAGAAAGAGAAAAACGCCAAACACUGUGGAAUAUCUCCCGAUGGUGCUGCUACCGCCACCUCAAGCUGAGUCUGUCCAACAAUAUGCCAUUCCUCUAAAUGGGUCCGGAAGGGUGGGUAAUUCUGAUGACUCUGCAAGGGAAAUUAUUCAGAUCUGCAGCAAAAUUGAUCAGUACACUAUAGAUUUGGAAAAUAUAUAUGGAAAAAAGAAAGGUGAGGUGCCUGAAGACUCUUCCCAUGUGGGGCGGCAAUUUUCCGCCUUCCUGUCCACCUGUGAUUCUGCCGCAACUGAACUGGACACUACAAUCAAUGUAGAACAUAAAAUUUUGGAAUCUUUGUUUGAGGGUUACCAGAAAGAGGUGCAGCUUUUAGAACAGCUAGGUAAUAAAGUUAUUCCAGCAUAUAGUGAUAUUCCGACAUCUCAAGACAGUGUAACAGCGCUUAUUUCUAGACUGAUGGAAAUUCUCAAGAAAUUUGAGGAAAUGAAACAUUUAUUUCCAUACCUUCCGAAAACACAUCCCCAGGGACAUUUUCUUUCGUCUCCUCCAGUCAGUGCAGAGGAGAAGAGAGGAGCUCAUAUCUUUGGACCAGAUUUACAGUCUGGAUGGGAAGAUCACAAAGAAGACUCAGAAAGUUUGGUUAAGGCACUUCAGGGACUAAUGACUGAUACAGAUACUCGUUCAAAAGAAGUAUUGGAAAAGAUUAUUCUUGAUGUUGGUCAACUAUUUGAUGCCCAAGCCAUGGAACUACAGAAGCUUGGAAAGGACCACAAAGAAACUGAAAAUAAAUAUAUCAAGGUAAAGGCAAACUACCAAGCUCUCCUGCAAGAGAAAAGCAUGUUAGAAAUGGAACUAAAAAAACGACUUACUUGGCAGGCGAACCAGAAGUCUUCCCCUAUAGUCAGCACACGUUUGGAAGAACGAAUAGAAAAGGAUACAGAACCAGUUCCAUCUACUGUGACAGCCAGUGACAUAAACCAUGAAUCAGAAAGAGAUAUCAUUUUUAGCUGUGGAUCAGAAGACCAUAAAGAAGCUGAAGAAUGUACAAAACUAUCUGACAGUCAAGACAAAGCUGAAGUACAGGAAAAAGCAGCUUCCCCUACAGGUUCUUCUGUAUCUACACUUCACAAAAAUAGUGAAAUACAGGAAGAAAAGGACACAGAAUUUUCUGAGAUCUCAUAUACCUAUGAUCAUGAUGAUCUGGAUCAGGGGGACAUAUCUAUGUCUACUUCUGCAGAGCCAAGUGAUCCUGAUGUGGUGGAAUCCGAGGAAAAGGGGCAGCCAGAUGAUAAAACUGUGUUGUCUUCACUAAAUCAAAAGGAAGUUACAGAGGAAGGUGACAAUAAAGUAAUAAUGAAAAAACAAAAAUUUAAGUCUCUAAAGAGCAGAGGAGGAAGGAGGGUCAGCAAAGUCUCUACUAAAGCAAAGGGCGCCGGUCAAGCUGGUAGAAAAUCUAGCAGGAUCACAUCUACAUCUACUCCAAGUGGGAAACCAGAGGAUGAGUCAUUCUCAAAAACCAAAAACCGUCAGGAUCCAGAAGUGUUCACCAGUGUUUCUAACCAAAGAAAAACCGGGUCAAAGUUAUCUAAAAUCCCAUCAUCCUCAGGGAAAGAAAAGGCUAAGCUUAAUGGAAAAGAUGCUAUAGUGACCACUGAGGCUGUUGUUCAGUCUCAUAGGGCAAAGGAGCCAGCAGAUCAUGAACAGAAGGGAAUACGAGGAGGACGAGAGUCAAGGUCUGCAGGCCAGCAGCAAGGUAGACAACAGGGCCUCAGCUCCAAAUCAAGACGCCUCUCUGAAAUCAAAGAUAAAAAGUUAGAAAAUGGUAAACAUAAGGAUCCUACAGGAAAGCGGCAGAUAAUGAAAGUUAUUCCAGAAUAUCAGCCAGAAAAACAGAUGACAAGCAAGAAAGUGGAUGCCGAUAGCUUCCCAAAACGACGUGUUGUUAACAUGGAGGGGAACAGAUACCAUUUUACUGGACAUAGUGUUUCCAAGGUCUCAGGUCCUGACCAAGAGGGUUCAUUUAAAGACAUUUCAGAGGAUGGGAGAAGUAUAGAAGAGUACAGAAGGCUUCAGCCAUCUACUGCCGUGGUCACUACAAACUUACCAACACAUCCUAACAUCCCCAAACCACAUCCUGAUGACAUGGAUGACACCCGCUCAAGAUUUCUCUCAUCAGAAAAGAUACCAGACAAGGAAACAGCACAAGGUGGAAAUCAGCUGGAGCCAUCAGAGAUGAGUGAUCUCCAUUUUCAGUUCUAUGUUCAGACGGGUAAAUAUCAGCUUCCUCCAUUGGAACACAGAAGACAGCAGCGGUUCGGUCAGGACUCGGCACCUUUGCUGAUCAGACAGUCUCCUGGGACAUUUGACGUUGCUGCCCUGAUAAACUGGAUGAACACACAUUAUAAGUUUGGAUCUUGCCCGAAUAUAGGUUCUACAACACAAGAGAAAAUAUUACCACCGCUACUUGGGAAAAAUAUUAAACUACAGACAAAGAGCUUGAAAUGUCAUUCACCCAGGACACUCAUACAGCGACACAAAGUAAGUAAGGUUCAGGCUGAUGAGUUUCCUUUAUAUGACAAAACCUUCUCACAAAGUUUCAGUACAGGACUAUUCAUCCAAGGACGCCAUAUUUCGAUCACACGUUCUCUACCUACUGAGAUCUCAUCCAGAAUACCUUCUCCAACCCACCCCAGACAGAGAGCAGAGAGAUCAACACAUCUGCUCUACGGGAAAAGAGUCAACAGAAAUAUUCCAAUGGAAUACCCCAUUCUUCCAACUAUGACGGUUAUUGGAAGAAGGUAAAGACUUGUACAGCAAGACAACAUCUUCACAAGGUUCAUCAAACACAAGUAGACUCAUAAAUAAAGAUCUGCUGACUUGUUGACUAUAUCAAUGAAAUAGGUUAAAGGGGUACUCCGGUGGAAAACUUUUUUUUUA